AUGAAACGUGCAACAAAUAGUACUUUUAAAUUACCGUCAACAAUGUUACUGGAUCGUGAUCGUUUGGCUACUCUACCGUACCUAACUAUCGGCUUCACUACUGUACCUACUAAUGCAACUUUUAAUGAAGUUUAUUAUACACAAAAAGGCAACAUAAUCUUUCUACACUUCUCUUUUUAUAAUGGUGCAAUGUCAACAACACAGUGUCAACAUCUUCUGCGGGCGUUAGAUGAAGUUUCGGAAAUUGGCAAUGCAAAAAUUAUUGUAUUGUGUGGUGGAUCUACGUAUUUUAGUAAUGGUGUUCAUCUGAACGUGAUUGAAGCUGCCGAAGAUAAGUACGACGAAAGUUGGGCCAAUAUUAAUGCAAUUGAUGAUGUUGUAUUCAAGAUCAUGUCAAUAAGAAAUAAACUGAUAAUCUCAGCACUGCAAGGUAGUGCAGGAGCCGGAGGCAUCAUGAUGGCAUUAGCAGCUGAUUAUGUAUAUGCGAAUUCUCAAAUAAUUCUAAAUCCACACUAUCGUGGAAUGGGUCUGUUUGGCAGUGAAUAUUGGACUUAUAAUCUACCGCGCCGCGUUGGUUAUAAGAAGGCAUACGAAAUAACAGAAGUUUGCCUACCCGUUACAGCUAAGCAAGCACACGAAAUUGGUUUGAUUGACGGUAUUUUAAGUGAAACAGCAAGUGGACUACUCGAUAAAAUUCAAGAUAUUUCAAACGCAUUAUUAUCAAGUGAUCAAUUUAGCGAUUUGAUACAGAAGAAAACACAAGAAAGUGAUUCAUUAUUCUACGAAAAAUUGGCAGAAUGUCGAUCGGAUGAACUAGCAAAAAUGUCAGAAAAUUUUCGAGAUCCAGCCUAUAAUGCAGCUCGUCAUGCUUUUGUACAUAAGAUAACACCACUCGUAACACCAUGGCACAUGAAAUGUCUCGGACGUGAUAAAGCUAUUCGUGUUGAUGGUAUUGAAUUUUCCCAACGUUGUCAAACCAAUAUUUCGCUUGAAAUCAAAGCAUUACAAGCUCAUGCCAUGGAAGCGGGCAUAAAAUCUCGCCCACCAGGCCUAGCUUGCCUGCUUGUUGGUAAUCGUCGAGAUGCUGCUCUAUAUGUUCAAAAGAAAGUUAUUCAAGCUGUAAGUAUGGGCUUCUCUAGUCAUGUAACAGAAAUAAAAGAUCACGAAUGGAAAACAUUCAAUAAACUACAAGAUAGAAUUAUACAACAAAUAAACCAUUGGAAUAAUGAUCCUGAGAUCGAUGGUAUUCUGGUUCAGUUGCCAUUACCUAAAGCACUAGAUCAUCGACGUAUAUUGGAUACAAUUAGGUUAGACAAAGACGUUGACGGUUUACAUUCCUAUCAACUAGCUGCUUUAACAUCAGCGUCAAAUUCAAAGUUUUCACGUCUCUCAUACAUUUGUUGUACUGUUCGUGGUAUACUUGAGAUACUACAGUUCUAUGAUGUCAAAUUACCUGGUAAACUUGUUUGUAUUGUUGGCGCAUCAAUAACGAUCGGUGUGCCAUUAUCAAUGGCUCUAUCAACUCGUGGUAGUACCAUCACAAUGUGCACAUUGCAAACAACUGAUUUAAAGGCCAAAGUAGAAGCGGCUGAUAUUGUGGUCGGCUGUGCUGGCGCUGCAAAUCUAGUGAAGGCAAAUUGGAUUAAGUCAGGUGCUAUUGUAAUUGAUGCAGGAAUUACAGUAACAGGGAAUGUUCAUAAAGGUAAAAUGAAAGUUCAAGGUGAUGUUGAACAAACUGAUUUGCUUUGGAAGCGUGCAAGUCUUAUCACACCGGUUCCUGGUGGAGUUGGGCCCAUUACCGUAGCUAUGCUGUUACAGAAUACAUUUGAUGCUUACAAAUUUCAUUUAACACAAGAAAUUUCAAAAGCUAAAAAAUAA
Rotaria socialis is the source of this 1878-nucleotide messenger RNA. Lineage: Eukaryota; Metazoa; Rotifera; Eurotatoria; Philodinida; Philodinidae. The record is from the annotation of a GenBank genome assembly.